UGUGAUCGAGAUGAUCCUGCUUCUGCUAAGCUACUUUGAUGAGAAGGAGGAGUCCAUGUUCUUCCAUGUAGAAGAUACAUGUCUGGUAGAAGAGGUCCAACUGGAGCAAGUACCUCUGACACCCACUAUUAUUGUCUGUGGACAGUCCUGCUAUUCCUCAACAAGGUACAUGCUGAGUCUGGAUCGGAACCUUAUCAACACAAACAUCUCCUCCUUCAUUUCUGCACUGUGCCUCAUGUUCGGGAGCUACUACUGUUUUAACAUCCAUUAUCCAUCUGAGCUGGCUUCAACCCUGGAGUUUCUUCAAAGGUGUUUUUUCUUGAUAAACCCAGAAAAAGGAACCAAAGUAGAGAACAAAAACUCCAAGCGUCAUCUCAACGUGAACCCUCGCGUCCUCACCCUGAUACAGGAACUCUGAUCACGAGUGGUGUGCCUAAAUAUGGACUCUUUCUGUGGACUCUGACUGUUUGUUUGAGAAGAGGUACUGUUAGUCUUUGCAAUGUUUAAAUCCAUGAUGUGUUCCAAAGUAUGGUAUAAAACUUAUUUACCUUUCAUUUAUUCAAUUAGAGCUGUUUUUAUUGCAAAAAAUACCUUAACAAACUGUGAGGGGGCUCACCUCUCCACAGAUCUGAUCUGUAAUUUGGCCUGUUGGCAUCACCUGAUUGUCUCCAUGGAGAUAUAGUUUUAUGCCAUA
Messenger RNA from Alosa alosa (allis shad), 694 nucleotides. RefSeq lists its product as uncharacterized. The transcript has 3 exons. NCBI's taxonomy places the organism in Eukaryota, Metazoa, Chordata, Actinopteri, Clupeiformes, Clupeidae. Bases 11 to 418 code for a protein of 135 amino acids. The record is from RefSeq and is a predicted model, not a curated record.